CUUGCAAAAUUUAAAAGUAAUUUUAUUGCCAUUGGUGUAUUCGUGUAGAGAUAAGCAUGAACUAGCCAAUCAUAAGUAUGACAAUCAUACAUGUUUAUAUGUGAGAAAAGUGCUGUUUUGCUUGCCAUUUUCACUGCAAAGUGUAUUGUCAUUCAGGUUGAGGAGUGAUUAAGAUUUAGUUUACAAAAUAACAUUAAAGAAAAUGGCUCUUUUAAGUGAAAAUUCGGGAAGAUCGUUACCUGAUUACGAGACACAAGCAGCAAAAAUGAAAAGUUUCAGUCCGUACGCUGAUAACGGAGGGAGUGUCAUAGCCCUUGCAGGAGAUGAUUUCUGUGUAAUAGCAGCAGAUACACGUCUCAGUACAGGAUUUUCCAUUUAUACACGUGAACAACAAAAACUCUUCCCUUUGUCAUCUAAAACUAUUUUGGGUUGUUCAGGCUGCUGGUGCGAUACGCUCACUUUAACUAGACUUUUGUCUGCAAGAAUGCAGAUGUAUGAACAUGAACACCAAAAAGAAAUGCCAACAUUAGCAGUUGCACAGAUGCUAUCAACAAUGUUAUAUUAUAAACGUUUCUUUCCUUAUUAUGUGAGCAACAUUCUUGGUGGAUUAGAUGAGGAUGGUAAAGGUUGCGUAUACAGUUAUGAUCCCAUAGGACAUUGUGAAGUAACAAAAUAUAGAGCGGGUGGUUCUGCUGGUGCUCUUCUGCAGCCUCUUCUGGACAAUCAGAUUGGAUAUAAAAAUCAAGAAGGUGUUGAACCUAUCCCUUUAACUCAAGAAAAAGCUGUUGCAAUUAUAAAAGAUGUUUUCAUAUCAGCUGCAGAAAGAGAUAUUUACACUGGUGAUUCUAUAAGUAUCAAAAUUAUAACAAAAGAUGGCAUACAGGAUUCAACCUUUGAAUUGAGAAAAGAUUAAUGGAGUGAAAUAAAAUUUAUACACUAUCAAAUUUCUAUAUGAAUAAAGUUAACGCUAAAAAAGUAUAAUUAAUAUUUA
Molecule: messenger RNA, 991 nt
Organism: Bombus impatiens (common eastern bumble bee)
Lineage: Eukaryota; Metazoa; Arthropoda; Insecta; Hymenoptera; Apidae
Gene: Prosbeta6
Product: proteasome subunit beta type-1
Exons: 4
Coding region: 203-913 (236 amino acids)
Cellular component (GO): proteasome core complex
Source: RefSeq, a predicted model, not a curated record